Messenger RNA from Diplodia corticola, 1554 nucleotides. Its product is annotated as bzip transcription factor. NCBI's taxonomy places the organism in Eukaryota, Fungi, Ascomycota, Dothideomycetes, Botryosphaeriales, Botryosphaeriaceae. The coding region runs from base 1 to 1554 and encodes 517 amino acids. Gene Ontology annotation, biological process: regulation of transcription by RNA polymerase II. The record is from RefSeq and is a predicted model, not a curated record. The transcript is spliced from 2 exons. Gene Ontology annotation, molecular function: DNA-binding transcription factor activity, RNA polymerase II-specific; RNA polymerase II cis-regulatory region sequence-specific DNA binding.
AUGACUGUCUCUGACCAUGGUGCAGAAGCACCAGACAACGCUGGCGACGCAAAAACCUCGGCCGCACCCACGACGACUGCCCCUCUUGCUCCUCCUCCCCGUCCGGGACAAAAUACCGCCGUCGACGGUUCGGAUUAUUUUAGCAGUGCACACGGCUCUGGCAACAGCCAUUUCAACCUGGAGCCAAACCCUUUCGAGCAAUCCUUCGGCAACCCUGCCGCGGAGACACCUGGAAAGAGCUUGCUGCCGCCCGUUGCAAGUUUGACAUCGCCUUCAUCUUUGCUGCCGGGAGGCACGCCUGGUUGGCCCAACUCCCUAAGGUCAGGACCGCUGAGUCCUGCAAUGCUAACCGGGCCUACCGGCGGUGGUGACUACUUUGGCGAGCCCUGGAAGGGUGGUUUUCCGACCCCCAACGAGUCCUCUUUGCGUACUGGUUUGACUCCCGGCGGUGGUGGAUCCAUGUUCCCUGCUCCGAGUCCCAAUUCACAGGCUUUGUUCAAUUCUCUCCAAAGCGGCGGCGCAACACCCAACACUAGUGAAUUCUACCGGGCUGCAUUGAAGAUGAAUAAUACCUUCGGGCAAAACGUUAACCCUCCCACCUCUCAGCCGGCUGAGCAAAACAACCAGUCGACCAGCGACAGUAAACAAUACCCACCCCAGGCAUCAGGUAACCAGCAGCAGAACCAGGGUCAACAACAACAGGAUCCGUUCGGUCAACAUGAUGCGAAUGUCGUGACAUCAUUGUUGGGUCUUUCGCGUGCCGACGCCCAGCAGAACACCAACAACCAAUUUGCAAUGCCUGGCCAGCCGUCUCACGUCAACACCAACGUCGCCCAGAUGAACAACCAGUCUCAAGAGACAUCGCCGACGACGAAGCGUGCGGGUAAGAACUCUGUUGUCAGCAUGUCCGGCUCUGCCGACACUGGCGAAUUUUCGGACGACGCCCACAGCGAGGACCAAAAGCCCGCCAGGUCUCGUGGCGGCAAGAAGGGUUCCACCAGCAAAAGCCAAGUCUCUAAUGGCAGGCGGAAAGCCGACGAUGGUGCCGUCAAGGGCCCGGCAAAGAAAGCUAAGACCAAUAGUGGCAACGCUGCCCAAAGCCAAGACGACGAGGAGGACGACUCUGAUGACGAUAACGUCAAGCAGGAGGGUAGCGAUACGCACGCUAACGGCAAGAAGAUGACGGACGAGGAGAAGCGGAAGAAUUUCCUGGAACGCAACAGGGUUGCCGCGCUCAAGUGUCGUCAAAGAAAGAAGCAGUGGCUCGCCAACCUGCAAGCCAAGGUGGAGCUGUUCAGCACGGAGAACGACGCGCUCUCGGCACAGAUUACGCAGCUCCGCGAGGAGAUAGUGAACCUAAAGACGAUGCUUCUCGCGCACAAGGACUGCCCGGUGUCGCAGGCGCAAGGCAUCAGCGGCAUGGCCAUGACCAACUUCAUCGGCGACAUCAACCAUCACGCACAUCCGUAUGGAAUGGGGAUGCCCCCGAACGGGGUGCCGCCCAUGGGCAUGGGGAUGCAGCAGCCACCGCCGCAAGCGAUGCAGAGGAGGUGA